AUGAUCCUCUACAUCAUGACUCUGGCUGCUCAGACAAGAAUGCUGGCCGGGCGCUUCCCCAGCCCUUCAGGCACACCGUUCGAUGGCGACGAUCAAGACCAAGAAGCAGAGAAGGAUUUACUGCGCCAACAGGCCGAGAACCUAUUCCAAGUGUCAUACCAGUCUCUUCGAGAUGUCAUGGACGGAGCGGGCAACCAUGUGGAAAGUUUUGAAACAGACCAGACGGACGAAGUGUUCGAAGACCCUGACAAAACUCAGUCCACCCAGCUUCAGCUUUGGAAGGAGGCCUCGGAGAGGGAUAACACAACACAUUGGCUGUACGAACUUGUCUUUUUAUCUUAUGUUGAGUCACGUUCCGGGCUUCCUACAACGGCUAAAUCCUCCGACGAUGAGGCGGAGGCUGAAGGAGUCGUCCAGAUAGAUGGCUUCCCGAAUGAGGAACGAGCACUGCUGGCCGGCAACCCUCCAGAGGUUGCAGGGGUCGGUGAGAAGCGACCCAGCGGCUCCAAGGGCACCGAAGUGCCAACCAUUAAGUUCAAGGAUGCUGUUGGAAGGAGGUUCAGCUUUCCGUACCAUCUGGUACAAACAUGGGCUGGCACCGAGAAGCUCAUCAAGGAAGCCUUUCUUCACGUUGAAGAUAUCGGACCACAGGUUCAAGACGGCCGUUACGACAUCAUAGGGCCAUCCGGUGACAUAAUACUUCCAUCGGUUUGGGAGCAUGUCAUACAACCAGGAGACGCCUUCACUAUGCACAUGUGGCCACGGGACAAAGUUCAGCUGCAAGGCGCACCUCAACAUACGCCGAAGCUGGUGCUAUCGGUUCAAAAGCAGUCAGGUCCAAGCCCAGGAGGGGUUGGAACGGUUCUGGGUGCCCACGGCAGCAGACGUCACAGCCACGUGGAAUUUGACAAGACCUCUCAACAGCAUCCCAAUACAUAG
Messenger RNA from Chaetomium globosum CBS 148.51, 939 nucleotides. RefSeq lists its product as uncharacterized. The record is from RefSeq and is a predicted model, not a curated record. The transcript has 4 exons. The coding region runs from base 1 to 939 and encodes 312 amino acids. Lineage: Eukaryota; Fungi; Ascomycota; Sordariomycetes; Sordariales; Chaetomiaceae.